AGAAGGAUGGACUAUAACAUUGAAUCAAUUACACAACGCGGUGUUUGAGCCCAUAACAGUUGGAGCUAGACGGAGAGAAAGAGAGGAGGGAACCGCAGGAGGGAACUGAAGGCCGUGGACUUUUUUUGCUCAAUGUGUAGGAUUUUCUUUGCUGAUUGACAUAGGAGGAGAAGGGUCACACUCAAUGGCUCUUCACUUCUAUUUGCAGAGGACGAGAUGGCAACACAUUAAAGAGAAAGAAGAAUAUUAGCUUUUUCCAGAAUGAUGGGGACUUCUCGAAGGGCAUUGCUGGUCUUAGGCUACCUCCUCACAGGGCCAAGCCUAAUACUCUGCCAGCUUUCAUUACCCUCUAUUCUUCCAAAUGAAAAUGAAAAGGUUGUGCAGCUGAAUUCAUCCUUCUCUCUGAGAUGCUUUGGGGAGAGUGAAGUGAGCUGGCAGUACCCCAUGUCUGAAGAAGAGAACCCCAAUGUGGAAAUCAGAAGUGAGGAAAACAACAGUGGCCUUUUUGUGACCGUGCUGGAAGUGGUCAGGGCUUCAGCGGCCCACACGGGACUGUACACUUGUUAUUACAACCACACUCAGACAGAAGAAAAUGAGAUUGAAGGCAGACACAUUUAUAUCUAUGUGCCAGACCCAGACGUAGCCUUUGCACCUCUAGGAAUGACAGAUUAUUUGGUCAUCGUGGAGGAAAAUGAUUCUGCCAUCAUACCCUGCCGCACGACUGACCCCAAGACUCCGGUGAUCUUACGCAACAGUGAUGGGGUGGUACAGGCCUCUUAUGACAGCAGGCAGGGCUUUAACGGAACCUUCACCAUGGGACCCUAUUUCUGCGAGGCCACCAUCAACGGGAAGAAGUUCCAGUCCAUCCCCUUUAAUAUUUAUACCUUAGAAGCAUCAUCUGAACUCGAUUUAGAGAUGGAAGCUCCAAAAACUGUAUAUAAGUCGGGAGACACAAUCAUGGUCACUUGCACAGUCUUUAAUAACGAGGUAGUUGACCUUCAGUGGACUUACCCGGGCAAAGUGAAGGGCAAAGGCAUCACGAUGCUCGAUGAAGUCACAUUUCCAUCCAUCAAGUUGGUGUACACCUUGACUAUCCCUGAGGCCACGGUCAAAGAUGGUGGAGACUACCAAUGUGCAGCCCGCCAGGCUAUGAGGGAGGUCAAAGAAAUGAAGAAAGUCACCGUUGUUGUCCAUGAGAAAGGGUUUGUUGAAAUCAAACCCAAUUUCAACCAAUUGGAAACAGUCAACCUGCAUGAAGUCAAGCAUUUUGUGGUGGACGUGCAGGCCUACCCCCCUCCCAGGAUAUCCUGGCUAAAGGACAACCUGACUCUGAUUGAAAAUCUGACUGAGAUCACAACUGAUGUAGAAAAGAUUCAGGAAAUAAGGUAUCGAAGCAAAUUAAAGCUGAUCCGUGCUAAGGAAGAAGACAGUGGCCAUUAUACUAUUGUAGUUCAAAAUGAAGAUGAUCUGAAGAGCUAUACUUUCGAACUAGUAACUCAAGUUCCCUCAUCUAUUCUGGACUUGGUUGACGACCACCAUGGCCCCACUGGGGGACAGAUUGUGAGGUGCACAGCUGGAGGAACUCCUCUUCCUGAUAUUGAGUGGAUGAUUUGCAAGGAUAUUAAAAAAUGUAAUAAUGAAACUUCAUGGACAAUUUUGGCCAACAACAUCUCAAAUGUCAUCACGGAGAUCCACCCUCGAAGCAAGAAUACUGUGGAGGGCCAAGCGACGUUCCUGAAAGUGGAAGAGACCAUUGCAGUUCGAUGCCUGGCUAAGAAUCUUCUUGGCAUUGAGAACCGGGAACUGAAGCUGGUGGCUCCCACUCUGCGUUCUGAACUCACAGUGGCGGCUGCUGUCCUAGUGCUCUUGGUGAUCGUGAUCAUCUCACUUAUCGUCCUGGUUGUCAUUUGGAAACAGAAACCAAGAUAUGAAAUUCGCUGGAGGGUCAUUGAAUCAAUCAGCCCAGAUGGACAUGAAUAUAUUUAUGUGGAUCCAAUGCAGCUGCCUUAUGACUCGAGAUGGGAGUUUCCGAGAGAUGGACUAGUGCUUGGUCGUAUCCUUGGAUCUGGUGCAUUUGGGAAAGUGGUUGAAGGAACUGCCUAUGGGUUAAGCCGGUCCCAGCCUGUCAUGAAAGUAGCAGUGAAGAUGCUGAAACCCACAGCCAGAUCCAGUGAAAAACAAGCUCUAAUGUCUGAAUUGAAGAUAAUGACCCACCUGGGGCCCCAUUUAAACAUUGUAAACUUGCUGGGAGCCUGUACCAAAUCAGGACCCAUUUACAUCAUCACUGAGUACUGCUUCUAUGGGGAUUUGGUGAACUAUUUGCAUAAGAAUAGGGACAGCUUCCUGAGCCACCACCCAGAGAAGCCAAAGAAAGAGCUGGACAUCUUUGGAUUGAACCCCGCUGAUGAAAGCACACGGAGUUAUGUUAUUUUAUCCUUUGAAAACAAUGGCGACUACAUGGACAUGAAGCAAGCCGACACCACCCAGUAUGUCCCCAUGCUAGAAAGGAAACAGGUUUCUAAGUAUUCGGACAUCCAGCGAUCCCUGUACGAUCGCCCAGCCUCAUAUAAGAAGAAAUCUUUGUUAGACUCUGAAGUCAAAAACCUCCUUUCGGAUGAUAACUCAGAAGGCCUUACUUUGUUGGAUUUGUUAAGCUUCACCUAUCAAGUUGCCCGAGGAAUGGAGUUUUUGGCUUCAAAAAAUUGUGUCCACCGGGAUCUGGCUGCUCGCAACGUCCUCCUGGCUCAAGGGAAAAUCGUGAAGAUCUGUGACUUUGGCCUGGCCAGAGAUAUCAUGCAUGAUUCCAACUAUGUGUCGAAAGGCAGUACCUUUCUCCCUGUGAAGUGGAUGGCUCCUGAAAGCAUCUUCGACAACCUCUACACCACCCUGAGUGACGUCUGGUCUUACGGCAUUCUGCUCUGGGAGAUCUUUUCCCUUGGUGGCACACCCUACCCUGGCAUGAUGGUGGAUUCUACUUUUUACAAUAAGAUCAAGAGUGGGUACCGGAUGGCCAAGCCCGACCACGCCACCAGUGAAGUGUACGAAAUCAUGGUGAAGUGCUGGAACAGUGAGCCGGAGAAGAGACCUUCCUUUUACCACCUGAGUGAAAUUGUGGAGAAUCUGUUGCCAGGGCAAUAUAAAAAGAGUUAUGAGAAAAUCCACCUGGACUUCCUGAAGAGUGACCACCCUGCCGUGGCACGCAUGCGCGUGGACUCGGACAACACGUACAUUGGCGUCACCUACAAAAAUGAGGAGGACAAGCUCAAGGGCUGGGAGGGUGGCCUCGAUGAGCAGAGACUGAGCGCAGACAGCGGCUACAUCAUCCCACUCCCUGACAUCGACCCGGUCCCUGAGGACGAAGACCUGGGCAAAAGGAACAGACACAGCUCACAGACCUCUGAAGAGAGUGCCAUUGAGACAGGUUCCAGCAGUUCCACCUUCAUCAAGAGAGAGGACGAGACCAUCGAGGACAUCGACAUGAUGGACGACAUUGGCAUAGACUCCUCAGACCUGGUGGAGGACAGCUUCCUGUAACUGGCACAUUCAGGAGAACCUUCCACUCCUGGUACCGUCUUUGAUACCUUUGAGAAAACCACUUCAUUGCAAUGCAAAUGUUACGAGGAGGACUUGGAUGAUGUGUAAAGAGAAGUUUCCCAGCCAAGGGCCUUGGGGAGCCUUCUAAAUACGAAUGAAUGGGAUAAAUUGAAAUGAACCUUUUCAGCAUUGUCUCUUGCAAUGCUUCAGUAGCAUCUCAGUGGUGUGUGCAGUUUGGAGGUAGAUGGACAAAGGAAUAAUAGGCCACGGAAGAUGAACUUUGUGUUUCAGUGGCAUUGGUGAGAUUCUGACGUACACAUUUUUACAGCGAUAAAACGCCAGCAUUGUAAUUAUGUAAAUAACUCUAACCAAGGAUGUGUUUAGAUUUGUGUUAAAUAUCUUUUCUGGACUUUUGAAAAGACCACUUGAUCCAUUCUUGUACUUCCCUCUUGAAACCUGGUGUCAGCUGCUGUUGAACUCUCUCAUGAAGUACAUGCAAAAACCACUUUUGAACCUUAAAAGGUACUGGUACUAUAGCAUUUUACCUUUUUUUUUUAGUGUUAAAGAGAUUAAGGAUAAAUAAUUAACCAACCUUGUUUAAUAGAUUUGGGUCGUUUAGAAGCCCCUAAACUCAUUUGUAUAUUGUAAUCUACGUUUAUAAUAACACUACUGUUAUCAGCAAUGCUAAAUGUGUAAUAUGUAACAAGUUUUCCCUACAGAGAAAGCACAAGUUAAAAAAACCCUUACUAAGUAGGUAGCAAGUUUGACUGUUUUGGCAUUUAUAUUAAAUAACAUGUUUCUCUAUAAGAUAUUGUAAUAGCUUUAGUGGAUUAAAUUUAGUUGAACAUAGAAAACAAAGUAAAAGUAGUAUCUUCCAGGAAGUCAGAGUUUUUAAUUGUGUACUGAAUAGGUUCACUAAUCAAUUUUACUAAAAACCAUUAACUGCCCUCUGAAGUAAUGGGAUUUUAAAAAAUUUGAAAUGUUCUCAGUAUAAAGGCAUAAGCAAGACUUCUCAUUAUUGCCCAAAGGAAAAUACAAUCAUCAGCAAAAAGACUGGAUUUGCAGAGAUUUUUUUCAUGGCUAGUGAUAACGCUGAUGGAUCCCAGCAAAGAUAUUUUUAAACUCUGUGAAUCCUCAGAGUCUGAAGGAAUCCCUGAACAUCAGCUCCAUUCCCUCAUCUCUUGCCCCCAAAAGAACUCUUUUGAAGCUCUGAGAUAAUAAUGGCAUUGCUUAGAGAAGGCUGUGUGUGCAUUAGCCUGUGUCUUUGAUUGCUAAAUGAGGCUGGCAAACAGAAUCAUAAGGGGGAGCAGGAAACUGUAUUUUAUAAAUUCCCUGGCUAUUCUGAUCAGGCAGGUUUGGGGGUUGUAACCAAUUUAAGGUUACAAGAAGUUGCCCUGUGAGAAAAAUAAUUUGAAAUUUGGAGCUGGGUUAGAAACCUACCAUUUAAAUCCAUUGCUACCCUUAAUUUGGUUUUCCAGUCUUAGCUGAGGUUAAGAAAGCUAAAUCUUGGCUUGGCAAAUCUUCCUGCCAAAAGUAAAGUUACUGCUUCCCAGUGCAUGGGGGAACUGAGCUUGAUUUUUUUUCCAUUUCCAGAGAGGUAUGUACAAAAAUGAUGCAGUUUAGCAUGCCAGAUAUCUGUAUACUGAACUCAAUAUUUUGGUGACAAAGAAAAGUUUUACUCUAUUUUUGGAGUUAGAUAGGAGGAUGAAUUGUCAAAUCCAUCCAAACUGUCAAACUGGUUGGGGUGGGUUCAUUGGCAUUCUUUGCAAUACCGCUUAAUUGCCGACACCAUAUGAAUGAAACAUGGGUUGUGAUUACUGCAAUCACUGGAUGUGCUCCCGGCAGGUGAUGCUUUGGAAGCUGUAGAAGCAAUAAUAAGGUCCUUGACUACCUACUGGUGUAAUCUCAACACAAGCCCCAACUUUCUAAUCCACCUUUUUCAUGGUAAGUGUGAAGACUGAGCCAGAUUGGCCAAUUAAAAAAGAAAACCUGACUAGAUUCUGUAGAGCCAAUUAGACCUGAAAUACAUUUGUGUUUCUAGAAUCAUAGCUCAAGCAUUCUGUUUAUCACUCACUCUCACUUAUGUAGCCUUCUCUUGUUGGUGCUUUGCAUUUUGAUUAUUACUUUGAAUCUUGCUUGACAUCAUGAAACUGGAUGAAAAUUCUCAGACCAGCAGUUUGUAGUCUUAACAAAUGCUCCACCUGAGUGAGUCUGUGUAUGACUGCGUUUUUUUUUUUUACAGUGUUUUCAGUAUAUCUCAGAUUUGUUUCCUUUUUGGUCUCCUGAAAAGUCCCCAGAAGAAAAUUUACCAGGCUUUCCUGCUUUCUAUUUUUAUUAUGACAAUCAAAAAGCUGGCCUAAGAAGCACAAUUUGUGAAUUUUUCAGUGAUCAAGGAUGUCCUUAAAAUGUGGUCUGCCAAUCUGUACAAAAUGGUCCUAUUUUUGUGAAGAGGGACAUAAGAUAAAAUGAUGUUAUACAUCGAUAUGUAUAUAUGUAUUUCUAUGUAGACUUGGAGAAUACUGCCAAAUCAUUUAUGACAAGCUGUAUCACUGCCUUUGUUUAUAUUUUUUUAACUGUGAUAUUCCCCACAGGCACAUUAACUGUUGCACUUUUGAAUGUCCAAAAUUUAUAUUUUAGAAAUAAUAAAGAGAAAAAUACUUGUGUUCCCCAAACAGUGGUGUGGUGAAUAUGUGAGAAGAACUAACUUGAUCGGGUGGGUCCACUGGUACAAUAUAUAUUACAAAUGCCCCUGUUCAUGUUUUCAUUUUAAAAUGUGUAAAUGAAGAUCUUUAUAUUUCAAUAAAUGAUAUAUAUAAGUUAAAGUUA
Molecule: messenger RNA, 6360 nt
Organism: Choloepus didactylus (southern two-toed sloth)
Lineage: Eukaryota; Metazoa; Chordata; Mammalia; Pilosa; Megalonychidae
Gene: PDGFRA
Product: platelet derived growth factor receptor alpha
Exons: 24
Coding region: 262-3534 (1090 amino acids)
Biological process (GO): positive regulation of kinase activity; protein phosphorylation; multicellular organism development
Cellular component (GO): signaling receptor complex
Molecular function (GO): platelet-derived growth factor alpha-receptor activity; ATP binding; platelet-derived growth factor binding
Source: RefSeq, a predicted model, not a curated record